AUGCCUAUCCCGAUCCCCUCCACCAGCGACCAGGCCACGCAGUCCUCCUCUUCCGCCACCGGGAACCCCAACACCACCACGACGACAAGCCAAAGCUCCUCGUCCUCAUUAAACACCGAUGCGUCGCGCUCCGAAGCCGAUAAGCCACUGAGCAAGGAAGAGGCCGAUCGCCUAUACGAAGAGAGAAUGGAGGAGGAAUACGCGAAGCGCGAGGGAGCGACCGCCACACCAGAUAACAGCGACUAUGUUUCGCCAGAACCAGGUUCCCUCUACCCCAGACAUAACUUAGCCACGCAAACCAUCACCAUCCCCGAGAUACACAUUCCGACGUCCAUCGAGUCCGUGCUCAUGACCGCCCUCCCAACCUCGUAUCUCUCCCAGCUAGCCAAUCCGACGGCCCGGGUAUCCCUCAUCAGUGAGAUUCGCGAGGGUCUUCGCUCUGAGUGGUAUACCGAGUUGCCUGCGGAUGCCAAGCACUUCUUCUCAAAGGCGCAUGUUGGCGCUGGGAUGUGUCAUGCGACGUCCCGUGGUGGUGCGCCUGCACCCGCGGCGACCAGGCCUGUACCUGGGGUUGUGGGCGUUGCUGCAGUCCUGGGCGUGAUAAAUGCUUUGUGA
Aspergillus homomorphus CBS 101889 is the source of this 615-nucleotide messenger RNA. RefSeq lists its product as uncharacterized. The record is from RefSeq and is a predicted model, not a curated record. Bases 1 to 615 code for a protein of 204 amino acids. Lineage: Eukaryota; Fungi; Ascomycota; Eurotiomycetes; Eurotiales; Aspergillaceae. The transcript is spliced from 3 exons.